AGAUGGCGAUGGUGCGUUCGGCGAUGGCAUGGGUGGCCCGUAGCCACCAACCCGCCUCCCUUCCGGCGCGGGCAGCCUCGGAGCUGUCUCUCCCCUCCGCUGGAUGUCGGCGCCCAGCGGCGGACCACAUGACCAAGCGCUACCUCUCCGACGGCAAGUCUGAGUGUGGGCUGGUGGGCAACUUGAGACAGAAGUACUUUAAGGUUGAUGGGUGCUACCACCAGGCGGACUCAUCCAUCCUUAUGUUGCACACUGCUAACGGAAUUGAUGCUCUCAGCAAGGAUUUAACUGCACUCAAACGCAAGGCUUUGGUCCCUGCAGUCUGUAUCACCACAUUUUUUGGGGUUAUGUGCUGGCACAGCUAUACCUUGCAGAAGAAUUUGGAAAUUCAAAAAAAGAAAUGCUCGGAAAUACAAAACGAAAUUGAGGAUCUCUUUGAUAGAGCAUCAGCGGUUGGGAUCACCUUCCCGAUACAUAUUCGUCUGCCACGAGAUGUUCAUCACAAAGGCAAACUGAAUGAUGAGUCUGUUCACUAGGGCACUUAGCCUAACUAAUGCCAAAUCUAUUUUCUAUUUCAUGUAAUUCGUGACAUGGACAAUGAAGGCAUGCAACUGAGACCCCUGUAACUAAUAUUUAUGUAGGUGUUUGCUUCGGAUUAUUUGGUAUUUUAAAUGAUGGUGUUGGACAUUUAGAGAC
Molecule: messenger RNA, 696 nt
Organism: Lolium rigidum
Lineage: Eukaryota; Viridiplantae; Streptophyta; Magnoliopsida; Poales; Poaceae
Exons: 4
Coding region: 3-536 (177 amino acids)
Source: RefSeq, a predicted model, not a curated record